GCUCCGCCCCCCGCCGCCAUUUGGCCGCGCCGCGCUGUGAUUGGCCGGGCGCCGCGCGCGGGGCCGGAGGGCGGGCGGUGAUUGGCCGGAGGGCGGGCUCCGCCCCUUUCUCCUCAGGCCGGCGCCGGCCGCUCCCUCAGCGCGGGCGAGGAUGGCGGCGCUGCCCCCCCGGGAGUUCGCGGCGCAGGUGCUGCCCGGCUGCGUGGUGCCCACGGCGCGCCAGGGCCUGGCCCAGCUCUGGCCCCUGCUGCUGCUCUGCCUGGGGGCGCGCCUGCUGCACCGCCUGCCCCUGCCGCGGGGGGGCAAGCACGCGGGGGCGGCGGCGGGGGGGCUGCUGGCCCUGCACCACUUCUUCGGGGCGCAGGCGCUGUGGGUGGCGCUGCUCAGCGCCCUCUGCGCCCUCACCCUGCUGCUCAGCCGCGCCCGCGCCCCCCGGGGGCUCUGCCUGGCGCUGGCCGCCCUCAGCUACAUCCUCAUGGGGUGAGGGGGGGCGGGGGGGGG
Molecule: messenger RNA, 501 nt
Organism: Cygnus olor (mute swan)
Lineage: Eukaryota; Metazoa; Chordata; Aves; Anseriformes; Anatidae
Product: protein-serine O-palmitoleoyltransferase porcupine-like
Exons: 3
Coding region: 152-484 (110 amino acids)
Source: RefSeq, a predicted model, not a curated record